AAACGAAUGAGCCACUUGAAGAGAGUUCAAUCUUUCAGAGUGAGCGGCAAGCUCCCCAAUUCAGUCCUUGACGCCUAUAUUUCGACAGUCCUGGGGUGACAGGCACAGAUUUCUUCUUUGGGCAUUCGUUUGCGUUGCUUUUCAUUGUGCAUUAGUCUAAACUAUUCGUCUGGGUUCUCAUUUCCGCGCACUGCCUUGAAGAGACUCCUUGAGUGUCACAUUUGAUGCCUCGCAAGGUGCCUGCUCCGCCAGUAAACCCAAUUCUCAUCCCGGACCUCCCGCGGGCAGAUGAACAGGCGCUUUCUAGCUUCAUUGAGAUUCCUGGGAACAUCUACCAAAACUCUUCCCUUGGUAGAUGGCAAAAUCAGGACGAAGGAACCAGUUGUGACUGUGUUUAUACCCCAGGCCGUAGUGAAAGCUAUUUAGCAUGUGGGGAUGGUUCAGAUUGUAUCAAUCGCCUUACUCUCGUCGAAUGUAUCGAAGGGGAUUGUCCCUCUCGUUCACACUGUCAGAACCAACGGUUGCAGAGAAAGUACUAUGCCCCGAUAGGAGUCGUGCUAACCGAGAAGAAAGGUUAUGGGUUACGGGCGGAAGAGGACAUCGCGAGCGAUUCUCUUAUCUACGAGUACAUCGGUGAAGUAGUACAAGAGAGGGAAUUCCUAAGACGUAUGCAAAAGUACGCCCAGGAAAGCAUACAACAUUUUUACUUCAUGAUGCUCCAAAAGGAUGAGUUCAUUGAUGCCACCAAGAAGGGAGGUAUUGGGCGGUUUGCGAACCAUAGUUGCAAUCCAAACUGCUAUGUAUCCAAAUGGUUUGUUGGGAACCAUGUGCGGAUGGGAAUAUUCGCGAAACGUCGUAUCUUCCAGUAUGAAGAGCUCACUUUCAAUUAUAACGUUGAUCGUUACGGUCACGAUGCUCAGGAGUGUUUCUGUGGGGAACCCAAUUGUGUCGGAUACAUCGGUGGGAAAACUCAGACAGACAUCGGAGUAAUGGAUGAUCUAUACCUUGAUGCACUUGGCAUCACUGAAGAUGUUGAGCAGCUCGGCCUGAAAGGGUCGAGACGGAGAAAGAGUAGGAAACUCGACGAGGACUAUGUUCCCCCGCUCAAACCAAUAUCGGAAGAAGAUGUCCCUACACUAUGUCAGGCGAUACGUGCGGCUUCGAGCUCGAGCAAGAAUAUGCUGCCCCACCUGCUAAAUAGGCUUAAGGUAACGGAGGACACAAAUGCCCUACGCGGAAUGAUGCGAUUACGUGGCUUCAGUCUUAUGACUACGUUACUUGGGGAGAACGAACACGACUUGAAUAUUUGUAAAUCAAUACUGGAGUCUAUAGAGAGAUGGCCCUUGCUGAAUCGAAACAAAGUGGAAGAUUCCAAGAUCGAGGAACCCGUCAGAAAGUUGACAGCUUCGGAAGACAGCGCGCUUGCAGAAAAGGCGAAAUCGCUUCUUGCUCUAUGGACUUCAUUGAGCACUGCGUAUCGGAUACCAAGGCGGCCGACAAGGAUUCAAGAUGAGGAUGGGGAACCCAUUCGGGUCAUUGCCGUCACCGAACGCCCUGAAAAGCGAGUUAUCACUGACGACGAAGCCUGGCAAGCACCAACGUUUAAGUUGACAAAGCUUGAAGAGCCUCAGCCAUCCCCACUUCCGCCUGAAAGCCCAGCAUAUUUACCUACGUUCACAUUCCCCACACUCGCGGGCCCGUCAAAAACUCAGUUGCAGGAGAUCAUUGCCCAGGCUACUCAGGCUGCUGCACUAGCUGCCGAGGCAGCACAGCGAGAAGCUGAGGAGGCUGAGAAGGAGAAACUUGUUGCAGAUGCUGCAAAGGCCAAGGCAAAAGAGCGUUACAAGAAGAAGAAAACAGUAAAGAAUGACCCAGGAACUCGGUUACUCAAGCUUGUGGGCGAGGUGGUGGUGAGGUACAUGUCACGAUAUCGUGAUCUAAUGCACCAUGACACCUUCAAGAAGCACGCAAAGGAGUUGACGCACCUAAUUACGGGCAAGGAGAUGAAGUCAUCUAGCUUCAAGGAUGGGAAAGUGGAGUCUUUAUCCGACGAAAAGCGCAAGAAGAUGAAGAAGUACAUCGAAGAGUACGUUCAGAAGCUCCUCAAGAAGCUAGAGGCAAGAGGGAAACUACUCAAACCGAGAUCUAAUGGUGAUUCUAGGAGCAUAUCGUCCUCGAAAGAUGGAUCCACUCCAACCCUGAACGGACAUGACUUAGUCAAUUGUACCGAGUAUGACCUGCAGAAUUUUGUAGAUGAUCUGGUAGACGACGAAGGUGAAGGUCCCGAAGGUGAGGAGGAGGGCAGCUCCACGUCGGCGCCGCCCCACGAUCACCGCACAGUCUCGAAUACGCGUAGUCCUGUGAUGUAUUCGGGGUCAUGACAGUAGACGUUGGGGGGAUGUUAUUCUACAUAAACUUAUUCGUGUUUCAUACUAUGGGUGCGUGCGUUUACGGUGCUACAAUACAUUGCAAGAUUAAGGUAUCUCAAUGGUGGGUGUCGAAGGGUCCAUGUGGUUUGGAACAGAUUAAGUAGAGAAUAACAAGUUGUUA
Molecule: messenger RNA, 2550 nt
Organism: Cantharellus anzutake
Lineage: Eukaryota; Fungi; Basidiomycota; Agaricomycetes; Cantharellales; Hydnaceae
Exons: 14
Coding region: 225-2381 (718 amino acids)
Biological process (GO): regulation of DNA-templated transcription
Cellular component (GO): chromosome; chromatin; nucleus
Molecular function (GO): protein binding; histone H3K36 methyltransferase activity
Source: RefSeq, a predicted model, not a curated record